Saccostrea echinata is the source of this 1563-nucleotide messenger RNA. RefSeq lists its product as uncharacterized. The record is from RefSeq and is a predicted model, not a curated record. The coding region runs from base 1 to 1563 and encodes 520 amino acids. The transcript is spliced from 5 exons. Lineage: Eukaryota; Metazoa; Mollusca; Bivalvia; Ostreida; Ostreidae.
AUGGCCAAGUAUACACAGACACAGAACAGACAAAGACCUCCUUCAGCCAGUCUGUCCUGUUUUAUUGGGGAAUUCUCUCAGUACUUAGCAUCAUUAGUCGUUACAUCAGAAGAACUUCUUAUCACAGGCAAUUUCAACAUCCAUGUGGAUAACGUCAAAAAUGCGGAUACGCAGAACUUCCUUAACUCUCUUGAUGAGUUUGGUUUAAAACAGCAUGUUGAUGAACCAACCCACAAAAGGGGGCAUAUACUUGACCUGGUCAUUACCAGAGAGUCGAACAACCUCCUGUUUUCUAAACCGGAGGUAAAAGAUUCCUUAUUAUGUGAUCUGAGAGGGAAUGUGUCCGGUGAUCACAAGGGUAUAUGUACUGUUUUGAAUGUUUCGAAACCGGAAAAACCAGAGAAAUUAGUGAGUUCUAGGCAAUUUCGUGAAGUUAAUAUAAAGGACCUGAGUUCCGACCUCGAUGACACCCUUAGUUUUCUGAAAUUAGAUGACAUUUCGCUUGACGACCAUGUUACGAAUUACGAUUCCAUUGUGCGCGAUGUUGUCGACAAACACGCACCUCUCUUAAGUAAAGAAAUUACGUUAAGACCGAACACAAAGUGGUACUCAUCUGAACUGCGCAAAGCAAAACGUGAGAAAAGAAAAGUGAAAGGUAACAAGAUAAACAACAUUCGAGAUGAGUUGGUCAGUGAAAGCAGAGGCGACACUAAUUACAUGGCUUUUGAUAAACCAUUUGAGGGCGAAGAGUUGGUCAAUUUUGAUCCUACAACUUGUGAGGAAGUUUUGAAAAUUUUGUCAAACUCUGCACCAAAAACGUGCUGUUUAGAUCCGUUACCAACCAAUUUACUCAAAGAAUGUGAAAGUUCAGUAUUAGUGCCUCAUAUCACAGAUAUCAUCAACAAAUCGAUAUCUGAGUGUUCUGUUCCAUCGAGUUUCAAGGAGGCAGUUGUGAAACCAUUGCUUAAAAAACAAGGUUUGGAUAAAGAAUGUUUCAAAAAUUAUCGACCUGUCUCGAACUUGCCCUUCAUAUCAAAAGUUUUGGAAAAGGUCUUCGCCAUUCGAAUUGAUCGUCAUCUAGAACAAAACCGUCUUAACGAUGACCUUCAGUCCGCUUACAGGAAAUACCAUUCCACUGAGACAGCCCUACUUCGUGUUCAUCACGACAUUGCUGCUGCGCUGGACAACAACAGUUGUGCAGUUCUAGUUAUGUUGGAUCUUUCUGCAGCCUUCGACGUCAUUGACCAUGGCAUCUUGUACAAACGGCUUGCACACACUUUUGUAUGCUGUCUGAAUGAAAUCAAGUCAUGGAUGUCUGGUAACAUGCUGAAAUUAAACGAGGAUAAAACUGAUCUUAUUGUAUUUGCCCCUAAGAGUCGAAUCAAAACCAUGACCGAAUUCAGCUUAUCGUUUGGAGAAAAAAUCAUUCACAGUGUUCCGAAUGCCACAUCAAUUCAACAGCGACUCCCAAGACCAAUAGAGAACAACAAAAUGCCUAAUCCAGCCUCCACUGCAUCUCUUCAAGAAGUUGAAGACAGAGAAUUAACUGCCAUCCGAUCUUGA